This is a messenger RNA of Dermacentor silvarum, 1155 nucleotides long. RefSeq names its product antithrombin-III. The record is from RefSeq and is a predicted model, not a curated record. The coding region runs from base 1 to 1155 and encodes 384 amino acids. The transcript has a single exon. Lineage: Eukaryota; Metazoa; Arthropoda; Arachnida; Ixodida; Ixodidae. Gene Ontology annotation, molecular function: serine-type endopeptidase inhibitor activity.
AUGGCUCACACUCCGGCGACUGACGGCGCCCCCAAGAUCUACCCCCCGGAACCUGCAUCCCCCAGAUGCGCGUCCGUUUCUGUCGUGGAAGGGGACGAGGACGAACGCCGGUCGCCGUACAUCGUAAGCCUGGAACUGGAGCUGGGCGUAGCCGGUCCGCUGCUCGAACCACGAGUGCUCGAGCACGUAGUCUUUGAAAUCAACAGCUUCGCUCUUUGGUUGCUGCGCUAUCUUCCGCGCCAGCAGAACCUUUCCUUCUCGCCCAGUCACCUCUACUGGUUGCUGGUUAGCGUGUGGUUCGGCAGCAAGGGCACCACUAGGGAGCAGCUCGAAGGCGUACUGAGCUGCGCAGAGCUACCCGUACCCACCGACCGAGUCCAAGGCUUCUUCGAGAACCUCAUACGCACGCUGCGUGUCCGCGGAAAACAUCAGCACGUCCAGUUCAUCAGCGCCCUGUACGUUACAUCUGUGGACCAUCUCCAGGACGCUUCGAGCGAGGCACUGCGCGCGAACUUCUACGUGUUCUACGCGAGCGCCGCGUACGCCGAGCACUCCUGGGGCUCUCGGGUCGAACCGGCACGAGACGGUGCUGCACCAUGCAAGGCGCGCAUGGUAUGCUUCAUCUCGUUCUACCGCUACUGCGCGUCCAAUGUGCUGUCGGCUCGCUGCCUGGUCGUUCCGAGCGUGGGCAGCAAGUGGCACAUGCUGCUCCUGCUGCCCACCGACCGCCGCGGGGUACACGCCGUCGAGUACCGGCUGGACGCCGAGGCACUGCAGCAGGCGCUCAAGAGCUGCGACGAGACGCUCGUCGAACUGAGCAUGCCCAACAUCGAGCUCGAGAGCUCCGUGUCGCUGCGGCAAGUGCUCAAGCGGGCUGGCCUGGCUGCUCUCUUCGACCCGGAGAAGGCCGACCUCAGCGGCCUCCUCAAGGAGUCUGGCCAGCCUCUCACCGAGUUUUUGCACAAGUUCAAGCUCAAGGUGAACAAGGUGGGCCACGAAGGAGAGCACCACGGCAUCACGGUGAUCAACGAGAGCGGCGUGCACCCCGGCUCGCCAAUAGAGCUCCGCGCCAAUCACCCGUUCGUGUUCGUGCUCUACGGGCCGAUAAACAACACGACCCUGUUCGUCGGCAGGGUCGUCGAGUUGAUUUGGUAA